UGACUCAUUCCCGCGGGGUCUUCCCAGUUCAUGCAACAGUUACACUGGCACUGAGGCUGAGCCACCAAACCAUUUUGAUUUUCUCCGGCGGCGGUGAGAGCAAGAGUUUGCAGAAGAGAAGAGAAGAGAAAGAGUGAGAAGGCCAUGAACGCCCCCGACCGUUACGAGAGAUUCGUCGUCCCCGAGGGGACCAAAAAGGUUUCUUACGAGAGAGACACCAAAAUAAUAAAUGCGGCCACCUUCACAAUCGAGAGAGAAGACCACACCAUCGGCAACAUCCUCCGAACGCAAUUGCAUGGAGAUGAGAACGUUUUGUUUGCUGGCUACAAGCUUCCUCACCCUCUGCAGUACAAAAUCCUUGUUAGGAUCCACACAACCAGUCAGUCUUCUCCAAUGCAAGCAUAUAAUCAGGCUAUAAACGAUCUGGAUAAGGAACUUGAUCAUCUGAAGAGUGCAUUUGAGGUUGAGGUAGAAAAGCAUUCAAGGGACUUCUAAUGUGUGUUUGAGGCGCUCAGUUAACCAGGGGUUUUGUGUUAUGACUUUGAAAGGAAAAACAACCAAAUAACUUUGAGACAUCUGCAAUGCAUGCUAUUCAGGCUUUUGUAAUGACACUAUUUUGAAAUCUGUCUCAAAGUUGUUCAAGAAACAAUCCUUCUGCUUUCUCUAUUAUGUUUUCCUAACCAAGCUGACUGAUUGAUAAAUGUUACUUAUCUAUGAUAUAUUUGUGCAUUUGCUAAUGAUAUUUGAUAGUUAAAUGGUUCUGUAUUUCA
Molecule: messenger RNA, 770 nt
Organism: Gossypium raimondii (Peruvian cotton)
Lineage: Eukaryota; Viridiplantae; Streptophyta; Magnoliopsida; Malvales; Malvaceae
Product: DNA-directed RNA polymerases II, IV and V subunit 11
Exons: 5
Coding region: 145-495 (116 amino acids)
Biological process (GO): transcription by RNA polymerase II
Cellular component (GO): RNA polymerase II, core complex
Molecular function (GO): DNA binding; protein dimerization activity
Source: RefSeq, a predicted model, not a curated record